CAAAGAGAAAGAGACGUUCAAGCAGGUCCAAAGUCAAAAUUGCGAUUCCAGUUCUCCGCGGCAACGACGUCGUUUUGCCUAAUUGUGUCGCCACCACUGCAGGAUCGGCUGCUGACCAUACAAAUGACAUUGCUGGAGCUGCGGCUGGCACGGCAUCGCCAGUCUGUGCCGCCGCCUCAGCAGCAGCGCUCAACACGCAGCGCUUCGGGCUCAGUGCGGACAGGGCAGGGAGGGCGGCGGUCCGGGCGCAGCGCUCCUGAUGCGGCUGUGACGCCUGGCGCCCGGUCCACGGCUCGCAUCACUCGUGCCGCGGCCGCUGCAGCCACAGCCGCAGCAGGCGCACCAUCAGGCGAAACUGCGGACGCAGCAGCCAGAGAUGCCCCGCCCGCGGCUGUGCCCGCCGCCGCUUUCACGCUCGGGGCGAGUGAACCCCAGCUACCAGUGGUGAAGCGGGGGCCGGGGCGGCCACGGAAGUUGCCGUUGCCUGCGCCCACUCCCGCUCACACGGCCGCGCCUGCUGGUGGGCUACAAGGCCAUCCACAAGCCCCAACAGCUGUAGAGGCAGCCACCGCCGCAGCCGCAGCGUCAGCUGCGCCUGCAGCUGCGGGUGCACCGCUGCCACCUGUGGUGAAGCGGGGUCCCGGACGGCCACGGAAACUGCCGUUGCCCGCGGCCGCGCCUGAGCCUGCUGGUGGGGCGUACGGUCUUCCGCAAGCCAAAGCAGCCACAAAUGCAGCAGCCGUUGCUGCCGCCGCUGCAGCGCCAGCUGCGCCUGCAGCCAAGAGCGCACUGCCGCCACCGGUGGAAAAGCGAGGGCCGGGACGGCCGCGGAAGCUGCCGCUGCCCACGACUGGACCAGGUCCCGCGCCCGCUGGUGCGGUGCAAGGCGUUUCAAACUAUAUAGCAGCCAUAGAUGUAGCAGCAGCUGCUGCAGCCGCCGCCGCGCCAGCUGCGCCUGAAGCCAAGAGCGCACUGCCGCCACCGGUGGAAAAGCGAGGGCCCGGACAGCCGCGGAAACUGCCGCUGCCCGCGGCUGGACCAGGUCCCGCGCCCGCGGGUGAAGUUCCAGGGCCGUUGCAAGCCCCACCAGCCGUAGACACAUUAGCCACGGCUGCAGCCGCCACUAUAGCUGCGCCUGCGGCUGAGAGCGCACCGCCGCCGCCGGUUGAGAAACGGGGGCCAGGGCGGCCGCGGAAACUGCCUCUGUCUGCGCCUGUGCCCGCGGCUGGGGUGCAAGGGCUUGCACAAGCCCCAGCAGCUGAAGAAGCAGCGGCAGCCACUGCAGCCGCCACUACAGCGGCGCCUGCGGCUGAGAGCGCACCGCCGCCGCCGAUUGGGAAACGGGGGCCAGGGCGGCCUCGGAAGCUGCCGCUGCCUGCACCUGCGCCGGCGGCUGGGGUGCAAGGUAUUGCGCAUGUCCCAGCAGCUGCAGCGGCAGCCACUGCAGCUGCCAGGUCCGCUGCACCUGUAGCUGAUAGCGCACCGCCCCGGCCAGUUGAAAAGCGGGGGCCGGGACGGCCGCGGAAGCUGCCGCUGACUGCGCCUGCGCCUGCGGGUAUCGAGCAAGGUGCCGCGCCUGCUGGCCCAGCUGCGUCUUUAUCCCGCGCUGCUAUUGCAGCUGCAGCUGCAGCCGCCGCGGCCGCCGCGCCUCCAACCGCGGUGGCUGUUCCUGCCCUUGCUGCUGGGGGCAGCGGUGCCUUCAGGCCGAUAACGGCGGCGCUGCACCCGGCGCCUCUGAAGCGGCCGCGUGGCCGGCCGCCCAAGGCGAGAGACGCCCCGCCAGCCGCUGUCGCUGUUGUGUCUGAAGGGCUAGAUUCCGCCGGGCCCGGAUCCGCAACCAAAGGGCCCAGUGGUGCAGUGACAGCAGCAGCAGCAGCAGCAGCAGCUGAAGCAGACAACGCGGCCGCCGCAGCCGCGCCUGCGAAACGGCGAGGCCGGCCGCCUGGUGCCUCGUCAGGUGCUGUUGCCGCGGAACGCGAGGAGCGCGGAGCUGGUGACGCACUCGCACAGCCCCCGCAGCCAGCACCGGCGAAAGCGGCGGGACCGCAGGGGCAAGUGGCUGCCGCUGCUGAGGGGCUGCAAGGUGGUCAGGUGGCGGGGUCUCAGGCGGUCGUCGAGGACAGCGCGGGCUUGAAGUCGGGUCAGCCGGGGUCGCGGGCCCGCCGGAGAGAGGGCGGCAACGUGGCGGAGGUGGCGGCGGCGGAGGCGGCGGCUUCAUUGGCAGCUGGAGGGCAGCAGGAUGUCGCGGAGGCGGGCGGUGCCGUUGCGCGGUGGGGUAAGCCGCCGCGUCGGCAGCAGCAGCAGCGGCAGGAUAGGCAAGCACCGGCAAGUCAGACGCAGGCACCCGUGCGAGAGCAGGAAGAGGCCGUGCAGAAGCACGAGCGCGUUGCAGGUGAGCCGCAGGAGGAGCAGCAGGAGGAGCAGCAGGAGGAGGAGCAGCAGGAGGAGCAGCAGGAGCGGGCGGGCGCAAGCAAGACAAGGCGGAAGCAGCAGCCUGCAGCAGCAGCACAGGCGGCUUCGCAACCGGGGCGGCGGGGACGGAAAGGGGCAGCGCUGGACGAGCUGGCCGCGCUGCCGACAACCUCAGCGGGUGAGGCUGCCGCGCGGCCAUCGCACCGACGGUCGCAGCAAUCUGGGCGACAGCCGCAGCCACAGCUGCAGCCACAGCCGCUGCCACAGGCCGCGCCUGCCAGCGGGGCCCGCGCUGCUGGUGCAGCCGCCGCCAGGGCCGCUGGUGACACGGGUAUUGCCGGCACCGCAGGCCAUGUUGCGGCGGGAGGUGGUGCUGUGGGCGGCUCCACCGGCCUGAUGUCGGCGGUGGCGCGCGUGCUGGCAGCGGCGGUGAGGGUCGCGCCCACGCUGGCGACUGCCCGUGUCGAGCCUGGCUGGAGCAGUGGCGGCGGCGGUAGCAGUAGCAAUGACAGUGACACGAGCAGCAGCGACGGCAGCGAUGGGGCGGGUGGCUCGGAUCGCGAGGAGGAGUCGGACGGUGAGGCUCCCCAGCCAAUGGACGUUGACGGAGCUGUGGGCGGUGGCGGUGGUGACGGCGGCAGCAGCGACGAAAGCAGCGAAGAAAGCAGUGAGGAAGGCAGUGAAGAAAGCAGCAGCGAUGACGGGAGCGACGGCGACGACGGCGAGAGCGCCGAUGCAGAUGGAGUAUCCGAGGGGCCCGACGGGCUGGAGGGUUUGGAGGGUGGCGUGGGUGGCAGCAGCGAUGGCGACCGGAUGCAGGGUGUGGAUGAAGAAGGGCCGGGGCCCGCCGCAGACGGUGGUGAGGACGCGAAGGCAGGCGCCACCUUUGCGGCUGCAGGGGUCAACAACGGGAUGCCCGAGCCAGGGGCAGCCGCAGAUGCGGCGGUGACGGCGGCGCCGGCGCCGGCAGUUGACGGCAACAAACUGGCACAGAAGCGCGCGCAGGCAGCAGCGGCCAUGCGGCGCAUGCGGGCGCAGCAGCAGCAGCUGGCGGCGGCGGCCCGCACUGCUGCGGGCGCCGGCGCCCUCACGCACGCGCUGCCCCGCGCCAGCUUCAUGGCGGCGUACUACCGGCAGGUGCUGCGGUCAGCGCCGUACCUGCCGCCGUACAGGCACGGCCAGUGGUGUGCUGCCGAGCUGGCGCUCAUGUCGCUCACCCGCCGCACGCUGCCGCCGCUGGGGCGCAGCGCGUCGAAGAUACGGGCCAUGGACAUGUUGGCGCUGAGGGACCGGGCCGCGCUGGAAGCUAUGGACGCCGCCGCCACCGCCGCGCGCCUGGCCUUUCCUCUGGGCCUGCUGCUGCGCGGGCCGCGCCUCACGCCAGUGGACGGCGCACACCUGCGGGAGCACGCGCGCCUCGCCCGCGCCGCGCGGCGGCUUGCCGGCGUGAUCCUGCCCGGGCCCGGGCUGGGCGUGGGCUCCCGCGUCGUUGAGUUUGGCGCUGCGCCUGAGCUUGGCUCCGGGGCUGGUGGUGCCGGGACAGGCAGGGCCGCAGGCGGCACUGCGGAUGCUGAUGUUGGUGGUGGUGCUGGCGGAGGCGGAGGCGAUGGUGGGGCUGCGGUUGGGGCUGGGGCCGGGCCUGGGGCUGCGGUUGGGGCUGGGGCUGGGGCUGGGGCUGGGGCGGUGGAGCGUGAGAUGCUGUUGCCGUACAUUGCGGUGAUGGCGGCAGCAGCGGGCGUGGCACCACCGCCGUCGGCGGCAUUGCUGCUGCAGCUUCCGCAGCUGCCAGCAGGCCUCCAGAUGCCUGGCAGCAUCCCUCCUGCCGGCUCCACAGCCGGCGUCGUCGUGGCCAGCGCCGGCGCCUCUUCAGCAAUGGCCGGCUCUGGCGCCGCGGGCGCCGACUGCGGCUUGGCUGUGCGCGUGGUGGGCGAGGGAGGCGUCGGCGGUGCGGUGCACGUUGACGGCAGGUGGCAGGCGGCGGUGGCGCCGGCGGCGCCGCUGGCAGGCGGGCGCGCGGUCGCCGCUGCCGCCAGCGUCGCCUCUCAGCUCCGACGGCUGCUGCUGGCGGAGCGUGAGGCCCGCGGGUCCGGAGUGGCUGCGGCUGCGGCAGCGGGCGCGUACGGCGGCGGUGGCGAUGGCCACAGCGGCAGAGCGACAGCGGAGGCGUUGCCAGAGGCAGCGGCGGUGGUGUCGCCGGAGGCAGCGGCGGUGGCUGCGGCGAGUGCCUUGGGAGUGGCGCCUCUGCGCAGCGCGCUGGGGGCGCCGGCGCCGAUGUGGGCUGCCUGCCUGCCGGCGGCGGCGCUGUGUCCCGGCCUUCCGCUGCCGGCAGCCUCGACGUCGGCGCCAGUUGAUACGGCCGACGGGCUCUUGGCGGAUAGCAAGCUGCAGCCGCGGAUGCGGCCCGCGGCGCCGGGGCCGCUGCAGGAGGCCCGGGCAGCGGCGGCGUCGGCAGUUGUGGGGCUGCACGACUCGGUGAAAGCGCAACGACGCACCGUGGAGGCGGCGGCCGCCGGCGCCGUGCCGGCGCCUGUAGAGGCGGCGGCGGCGCUGAUGCCGGCGGCGGGGCCGCCGCUGUGCGUUGGCCGCGCUCCGGAGGCGGCGGCGCAGGCGGCGGACCUGGCAUUACUUGCCCUGGCCGGCCCGUGGUGGGGCGGCGCGUCCGGCUGCGAUGGCAGGAGCAGCACUGGCAGUGGCAGCAGCAGGGAUGGCAGCAGCGAUGAUGGCCAGGCGCUGUCGGCGUCGGGGUCGGGUACUGCAGCCUCGGCGGUGGCGGGGCCGUUGGUGCCAGCGGCGGUGGCGGCGGUGAGGCUGCCUGCUGCUCCCUCGCCGCUGAACGCGAGCGGCGGACUGGGCGAGUAUGCGGCGCAUGCGCUGGAGCUGCUGCUGCCGGCAGAAGGUGUUGACUUGUCGCGGCGCCUGCUGGCCAUUCGCCACGGCGUGGCCACCUGCGCGGCCGCAUCCGCCCCCGCCGCCUCGCUGGCAGCGCCCGUCCGCCCGCCGGCGGGCAUGCUGCGCGUGCGUUUCGGAUGCGGCAUGUGCGCGGCCUGCCGCGACGUCGCAGACGGUAGGGCGGGUGUCGGGGGCGCCGGCGGCGGCGGCACGCAGCCCUGCCUGCGGCCCAUCACGGCCCUCGGCGGCGGCGGGAGCGACAAGGUUCACAUUGGCUACCUCCGGCGGCCGCUGUUGGCGUCGUCUGCGGAGAAGCUGUUUGGGAGGGAACGGGCCGCGGCGGCGGCGGUGACGGCGGCGUUGGGCUGGCCGCCGCAGCUCGUUUAUUCGGCGGCUGCAGCGGCGGCGGAAUCAGGAGGACAGGCGCUGUGGGGGACUGCAGGGCCGGAGCCUGAGGGCAACCGUGAGCGGCGGAGGCAGAAGCGUCCGCGCUCGGAGCGUGCGGAGGCGGAGGAGGCAUUGGAGGCGAUGGGACGCGCGGGGGACGCGGCGCUGCUGCGGCCGCUGUGGCGCCGCCGGCCAUCUGCGACACGCAUCUGGGAGGGCAACGCGAACGAGGCGGGAGACGGGCAGGCGCAGCAGGAGGGCGAGCGGCAAGGGCGCGAAACUGCAAUGCCGGGUUCAACGGCCGGGGCCGCCGGCGGCACGUCGGGCAGUACGGGUGCCGUACCGGAGGAGUGUGACUGGGACGACGUGGACGAGCAGUACGACAGCCUGGACGAGAUGCCACUGGAUGUACGGCGCGGCCGCAGCCGCCGCAUCGCUGCCAGGCUGCGGCGGCGGCGGCUGGCGGCGGCGGAGCUGAACGGUUUCCCGACGAACGUCGACGGCGCCGUUACGCUGGCGCCGCCGGAGGCUGAGUUUGCUCGGCGGCGGCUGGCGACGGUGGCGCCGGCGGCGCCGGACGGACUGGUUCUGGACGGCGAGCGGCGUGCUCGGAACGCGAGGUGGCUGACGCCCUAUGCUGACAAGGUGAUGGAGCUGCGGCGGGCGGAGCUGCUGCUGUCGGCGCGCACCGAGGCGCACCGGGCGCUGCUGGGCGCCGGCGCCGCGCGGCCCUGGGUGCUGCGGCGCGAGGCCCAGCCGCCAGGCCGCAGCGGCCUGCCGCUGGCUGGGUUGAUCGACGUCACGAAUGGUCCAAUUGCGGCGGCGCCGGCGGCGGGCCGGCGGCUGCCGCCGGCGGUGGUGCUGGCGGCGGCGGCGGCGGCGGGCGCGGCAGGCCUCACGCACGUGGCGCUCACCGCGCCGCUGUACCCGCCGCGUGCCUCUGACGCCUGCGCCUGGUGCGGCGCGUUGGGCCACACCAACAAGCUCACGUGCCCGCUGCGGACGCUGUGCGCGCCGCCGCUGCAGCUCUUGGCGCCGGCACACAGUGGCCCGGGUCGCAGCGCGGCGCCGCAACAGAGCCCGCGGCGAGGCGGCGCAAGGCCCGGUGACGGCGCAGGGGUGGUACCGCAUGCGCAGGCAGCGGCGGUGGAGAUGGUGGCGGCGGCGAGGUCGCUGCCUGCUCCGCACGUGCUGCUGCCCGUGCCACCGCCGCCACUUCGCCACCCGCUGCCGCACAACCUGCCGCGCGCUUGGCACCAUUACAGCACAGUGCUUGCGGCUGCUGGCCAGUUGCCCUGCGGCGGCGCCGCCGACGCCGCGCAUGACACGACUACAGUAACCAACUCCUCCAUAUGCGGCGACCUCAGCGGCGCCGCCGCCGUUGACGAUGCGCGGGCCCGGCUUGCAGUUGCGCUGAAGGAUGCAGCGGCGGCAGAGACGCAGCUGCUGCCGCCUCCGCCGCCUCCGGGCGGCGAGGGGCCCGCGCUGUGGGAGCCGGAGCCGGACGUUGUGGAAGUUCGGGAUGCGAGUGAGGCGAGGAGGCUGGCGGCAGCGCGGGCGCGCCGGAAGGGCAUCAAGGCUGCGGAGCGCGCGCAGCGGCGGCUGGCGGCGGCGGCGACGCCGGAGCAGCGGCGGCAGGCGGUGUCGGCGGUGCAUUGGGCGGUGGCGGCGCUUGAGAAGGCCAAGGUGCUGCAGCAGCAGGCGGACGCCAAGCUGCAGCGCCGCACCUACGUGCAGCGGCUGCGGCAGCUGCAGCGCGAUGAGGCGGCGGUGCUGGCGGCAGCGGCGCCGCGCGCCUGGGCUGCGCACCACGCAGCAGGCGACGGCAGGCCAGGUGACAGGAAGCGCAAGUCAGGCAUCGACGAGGCCGCGGCGCCGGCCGGCCGCGCCCAGGCGAAGAAACAGAAGCGCCGUGAAGGGCCAGACGACCACGCGGGUGCUGCGCCGCUGGCAGCCGGCCUCGGCGUGGGGCCGGAGGCGGCGGCGGCCGCCGCCAGGACGGCCGCGGCGGCGGUGGCGGCGGCGGCCGCCGCCACCGGCGACGCCGUGAGCGCCUCGCCGCCGCUGCCCACGUGGCUGCCUCGCGUGCCGCGUGCCACCCUGGAUCUCAUGGCCGCGCUGGACGCCGCACACCCCUGGGCCACCGGCUUCCGCCCCGUGCUACGGCUGGCGGGCCUGGACGCCGACGGCGCGUCGGCAGUAGCAGCAGCCGAGGCUGUAGCGGCGGCGGGCGCGGCGCGGCUGCGCAAGUCGGCACCGCCCAGGUCGGUCAUGCGCAACCAGCACGUGAAGCCGGCCGCUGCGGAGGCCGAUGGCGCGGGCGCUGCCGGCGACGCUGAAGUUGCCGCUGUUGGUGCUGUUGGUGCUGCUGUGGGCACGGGCGCGGGUGUGGGCGGGUUUGCCCAGCACCGGGCGAACGACGGCGCCGGGGCUGCUGCUACCGCGCCGCGCGGUGUGGACCAGAGCAACGCCGGGGCUGCUGCCUGUGCUGCAGCUGCUGCGGAUGCUGCUGCGGACACUGCGGGUGCGGCGGACUCUGCGGUGGACGCGGCGAGGGUGGCAGCCACCACCACGGUGGUGACGUCGCAUCGGGACCGGGCGCUGGCGAACGCGGCCGUGGCGGCGGUGGAAGACGCGGGCCGUGCGGCAGCAGCGGCGCGUGCGGCGCUGGCUGCGGCGGGGCUGCUGCCGGCGCAGCCACGGCCCGGAGCACCGUCGCAUCAGGACGAGAGGGGGCCGGGUAUGGGAGCUGCGGGCUCGGCAUCGUGGGUGCUGCAACCCGCACCCGAGCCGCUCGGGUGCGAGAUGCUGUUGGCUCUGGCGCUGUUGACGGAGGCGGCGACGUUGGCCGGGGUGGCCGGAGCCGGGCGCGGGGACCUGCCGUCGAUGCACAGCGGGACAUAAAUACCGUACAGUCUGUGUUGGUGAUCUAAAGUCCAUGCUCGCGCAGUUAGGACGGUACGUGGACGGCGCGGGGGCCGCCCGGCACAAAUAGAGCGAGGCAGUGCGCGCAACCCAGGUCGGAAAUACGGUAAUGAGCAACCGAGCGAACCCGCCAUGUCAGCAGGUCCCUCUUGUAACCAAUGCAAUCU
Chlamydomonas reinhardtii is the source of this 8780-nucleotide messenger RNA. RefSeq lists its product as uncharacterized. The record is from RefSeq and is a predicted model, not a curated record. Gene Ontology annotation, molecular function: microtubule binding; DNA binding. Bases 124 to 8592 code for a protein of 2822 amino acids. The transcript has 8 exons. Lineage: Eukaryota; Viridiplantae; Chlorophyta; Chlorophyceae; Chlamydomonadales; Chlamydomonadaceae.